GCACACCAUUCCCACUUCACACUUCGUGAAGUGAGCACCAACGUUCAUUUGUUUUUAAUAAAAACAAUGGCCAACGUAGUGAACAGUUUGAAGCUGCUGUUCGACCGGCCCAAUGAGCCGCUCAUCACGCCGAAGGGGGAAAAUAAUGCUGUGUUCCAGCUUACGGAGCAGGUUCUGCCCGAUGAAUACUCCGCCAACGGCAUCGAGCUAAAUAACCGCUUCGGCGAGGAUGCCUCCGAAAAGAUUCCCGUCAAGCAACUCAGCCAGGUCCCGCAAUUCAACAAAGCGAGGCAGCUGCCCGUGGACUCGGACUUCUCGCUCUUCAUCCCCUUACACCAGGAGUACGCCACUGAAGUCAUCGACGCGCUGAUGCGUGUUCCUGAGAACCAACUGCAGGAUUUCCUGUCUACCUGCAUCUUUGCGCGCGGCAACUUGAACCCCCAGCUGUUCAACUACUGCUUCUCUGUAGCACUCAUGCACAGGCGUGACACUAGAAAUGUCCCCAUCCAGAACUUUGCAGAAACCUUCCCCUCUAAGUUCUUGGACUCCAAAGUGUUCUCUCAAGCGCGUGAAGUUGCGAGAGUCACUCCAGGAACCGGAGCUGCCCGUAAUCCCAUUAUCAUUCCACGAGACUACACCGCUACUGACUUGGAAGAAGAACACCGUCUGGCCUAUUUCCGUGAAGAUAUUGGCGUGAACCUUCAUCACUGGCAUUGGCACUUGGUGUACCCGUUCACUGCCAGCGACAGAGCCAUCGUCGCUAAGGACCGUCGUGGCGAGCUGUUCUUCUACAUGCACCAGCAAAUAAUCGCGCGUUACAAUGGAGAACGGUUAAACAAUGCGCUGAAGCGAGUGAAGAAAUUCAACAACUGGCGUGAGCCUAUCCCUGAGGCGUAUUACCCUAAGCUUGACAGCUUGACUUCAUCGCGCGGAUGGCCCCCACGGCAGUCAGGCAUGCGCUGGCAAAGCGUGAACCGUCCGGCUGACGGCAUCAACGUCACCCUCGAGACGAUGGAAAAGCAGAGGAGGGCUCUUGAAGAAGCUAUUGCCUCUGGACGUGUUCAAUUAGCCAACGGCGGCACCAUGCCACUGGACAUCGAUACGCUGGGCAACAUGGUGGAGGCGAGCAUCCUGUCGCCCAACCCGCAGCUGUACGGCUCCGUGCACAACAACGGCCAUAUCUUCUCUGCCUACGUGCAUGACCCUGAACACCGUUAUCUGGAAUCGUUCAGCACAAUCGCUGAUGAGGCAACGACGAUGCGCGACCCGUUCUUCUACCGCUGGCACGCGUGGAUCGACGAUCUGUUCCAAUCUCACAAGGAGUCCUCGUUCGUGGCGCGUUAUACUCGUUCUGAGCUUGAGAACCCCGGCGUGACAGUGACUUCAGCCAUGAUCCAGAGCCAAGGUGGGCAGCCAAACACGCUGAACACGUUUUGGAUGCAAAGUGACGUGGACCUCUCGCGCGGCCUCGACUUCUCCAACCGCGCGCCCGUGUUCGCGCGCUUCACGCAUCUCAACCACCGCCCGUUCCAAUAUGUCAUCAAUGUGAACAACACGGGCUCGGCGCGGCGCACCACGGUGCGCAUCUUCCUGACGCCCAAGUUCGACGAACGCAACCUGCCCUGGAACCUCAACGACCAGCGCAAGAUGUUCAUCGAGAUGGACCGCUUCGUCGUGCCUUUGAACGCUGGCCAGAACACCAUCACCCGCCAAUCCACCCAGUCCUCCGUGACCAUUCCGUUCGAGCAGACCUUCCGUGACCUGAGCAUCCAGGGCGAUGACCCGCGGCGCAACGACCUGGCCACCUUCAACUACUGCGGCUGCGGCUGGCCGCAGCACAUGCUGGUGCCCAAGGGGACUGAGGGCGGCGCGCAGUACCAGCUCUUCGUCAUGUGCUCCAACUAUGAUCUGGACAGGGUGGACCAACCCGACGGCACCGAGCUGUCCUGCGACCAGGCCUCCAGCUUCUGCGGCCUGAAGGACCGGCUGUUCCCCGACAAGCGCGCCAUGGGCUUCCCCUUCGACCGGCCCUCGGCCUCCGCCAGCAGCAUCACCGACUUUAUACUCGACAACAUGGCGCUCACUGAUGUCACCAUUCGGCUGCAGAACGUUACAGAGAUGAACCCGAGGAACCCAAAAAAUUAAACUGCCGAGGUGUAAAGGAUCGACCACAUGCGAAUUUAACGCAGUGUAUAACUACGCAGUGACGUUCUUAAUUAAUUUUGCUUGGUAAACAUCUUGUGAGCAGGUCUAUAACCGCGAAAAUCGAAGUUCGUCAAUUGCGGGCAUUUUUCUCUGUCACUCUAAUUACGUCUAAGUGAGAGUGAAAGAUCCCAGCAAUUGCCACUCACGUUAAAUAUUUGUAUGCCUCAUAAUAUGGCCAAAAGUGGAGCACUUAAUUAUCUGUAUGUAACACUACCUGCUUUUCGACAAAUAAAUGCAUUUAAUUGAAUUGCGAAUUUCCGCUUUCGCGGUAGGAUCCCAACAGUUCGGCCGAUCUUUAAAGUACAGUUAAAAUAUAUUUGAAGAAAAUGGCAAGUGAAAUGGUUACCGAUGCUAGUGUACAUACACUAAAUAUAGUUAAGAGCAUAAUAUUAAAAAACAAGAGGCUGGUAGACUAGUAUUGUUAUUGUUGUAACUAAUUUUAAGUAUUACAUAAAUAAUAGUAAGUAAACCCGUUUGUAGCGUAAGAACAAGUAUAAUAAAGCAAAGCAAAAAUUA
This is a messenger RNA of Cydia pomonella (codling moth), 2721 nucleotides long. It is a transcript of the gene PPO2, whose product is annotated as phenoloxidase subunit 2-like. NCBI's taxonomy places the organism in Eukaryota, Metazoa, Arthropoda, Insecta, Lepidoptera, Tortricidae. Gene Ontology annotation, molecular function: oxidoreductase activity. The transcript has 12 exons. The record is from RefSeq and is a predicted model, not a curated record. Bases 67 to 2145 code for a protein of 692 amino acids.